Messenger RNA from Centrocercus urophasianus (Greater sage-grouse), 9746 nucleotides. It is a transcript of the gene ANO3, whose product is annotated as anoctamin 3. Bases 336 to 3419 code for a protein of 1027 amino acids. NCBI's taxonomy places the organism in Eukaryota, Metazoa, Chordata, Aves, Galliformes, Phasianidae. Gene Ontology annotation, molecular function: chloride channel activity; protein dimerization activity. Gene Ontology annotation, cellular component: plasma membrane. The transcript is spliced from 27 exons. Gene Ontology annotation, biological process: chloride transmembrane transport. The record is from RefSeq and is a predicted model, not a curated record.
UGGAGUUACAGAUGUCUCCACUUACCCUUCCUAUUUUUGUACGAGUUCUGCAGAAAUUCUGUAAUAUUGCUGUUACUCCAAGAGCAGAAGAACUUUUGAAACUAGUUACCCACCUUAGAGAAGAGCUGCAAUGCUUAGCAAAUGCUGCAGAGCUGGAAGAGCAGCUUCAUGAAAAUACGGUUCCUCAGAUAAGAGAGUUAAAAGCAUUUUGCACUAUUAUUUUUACUAUAGGAAGUUAUUUUUUUCCCCAGACCGCAAGCUUGGGAAAACUGAACUUAAGGUGGCUUCUUUAAUUGAGCUUUAUUUUAAUUUUGGGUUAAGCUGAGACUCUUGCAAUGUCAGCUGUGAUAAUUGAACUGGAUAAACUUGCUUCGGAUGAGAGUGAGAGCAAAAAGGAUUCCAAGUCAGAUUUUAAGGAAGGCAAAUUGAGUGAGUUCUGUGCCGAGUAUUGUGGGUUUCAACUUCACUGCUCCUGUUCAGCACCAGCUGGUAUGAAUACAAGCAAGAGUGAGACGGUGAAGGAGCACCCAUUGAAACCCUCUAGAAGAUCUAUGCCAUGCUUAGCACAGAGCCAAACGCAUCCUCAGAGUCUGAGCAAGCAUUCUUCGUUUCUGCAGCCAAAUCGUGUACAGCCUCAGCCUCUGAGUGCAGGAACAUCUACAGCUACCGUUGAUGUAGUGUCAGAACGAGCUAAAGUGAUGGAGACUUUGGAAAACAACUUGCUCAAGCUGUCUAGUACAGAAUACAGUGAUCCAUUUUUAGAGAUAGGAAAGGACAAAGACACGUACACAGAUGAUUCAGAACAUGGGAAUUACGAUGUUCGUACAGAUCAGUCAUUGCUCAUUCAAAACAAGCUCACCAGGCAGAAAGCAGAACCUCGAACUAAAACAUCUUUAAAGACUGAUGCCAUGGCAUCGUCAGGCCUCUUCUUCAAAGAUGGCAAGAAACGCAUUGAUUACAUCCUGGUCUACAAAAAGUCGAGUCUACAGGUAGAAAAAAGAAGCACAUUUGAGAAGAAUUUGAGAGCAGAAGGGCUGAUGUUAGAACGAGAGCCAGCUGUAACAAACAGUGAUAUCAUGUUUGUUAAAAUUCACUGUCCGUGGGAGACGCUGUGCAAAUAUGCAGAAAGAAUGAACAUCAGGAUGCCUUUCAGGAAAAAAUGUUAUUACACUGACUGGAGGAGCAAAACCAUGGGCAGUUUGCAGAGGAAUAUGAGAGAGCUGAAAAGUUGGUUGCCUAGAAAUCCAAUGAAGCUUGAUAAGGAGGCCCUACCAGAUCUUGAGGAAACAGAUUGCUACACAGCACCCUUUAGCCGUGCUCGCAUACACCACUUUACCAUAAACAACAAAGACAGCUUCUUCAGCAACUCCACAAGAAGUAGAAUUGUGCAUCACAUGCUACAGAGAACCAAGUAUGAGGAUGGAAAAUCCAAAAUGGGUAUUAAUAGAUUACUAAACAAUGGAACAUAUGAGGCAGCAUUUCCACCACAUGAGGGAAGCCACAAAAGCAGACAUCCCAUCAAAACACAUGGAGCUCAGAAUCACAGGCACCUCUUAUAUGAGCGUUGGGCACGGUGGGGAAUGUGGUACAAGUACCAACCUCUUGAUUUAAUCAGGCGAUAUUUUGGUGAAAAAAUUGGACUGUAUUUUGCCUGGUUGGGAUGGUAUACUGGAAUGCUGAUUCCUGCUGCUCUGGUUGGACUCUUUGUUUUCCUUUAUGGACUGUUUACGAUGGAUUCCAGCCAAGUAAGCAAAGAGAUCUGCGAGGCAAAUGAAACCAUCAUGUGCCCUAUGUGUGAACGCAAUUGCACACUGCAAAAGCUCAAUGAAAGCUGCAUAUAUGCCAAGGUUACACAUUUGUUUGAUAACGGAGGGACUGUCUUCUUUGCUAUUUUCAUGGCAAUCUGGGCUACAGUCUUUCUAGAAUUUUGGAAAAGGCGGAGAGCUGUAUUAACCUAUGACUGGGACCUCAUAGAUUGGGAAGAUGAAGAGGAAGAACUGCGUCCCCAGUUUGAAGCUAAAUAUUCUCAAGUUGAAAGAGUAAAUCCCAUCACAGGAAAACCUGAACCUUUUCAGCCUUUUCCUGACAAGCUCAGUCGACUGAUGGUGUCUGUCUCAGGAAUAUUCUUCAUGAUUUCACUCGUCCUCACUGCAGUUUUUGCAGUCGUGGUGUAUCGUCUGGUAGCCAUGGAACAGUUUGCUUCCUUCAAGUGGUAUUUCAUCAAGAAGUAUUGGCAGUUUGCAACAUCUGGCACUGGAGUCUGCAUCAAUUUUAUGAUCAUCAUGUCGCUCAAUGUUGUGUAUGAAAAGGUUGCCUAUCUCCUGACAGACUUAGAGCAUCCAAGGACAGAGUCUGAAUGGGAAAACAGCUUUGCCUUGAAAAUGUUCCUCUUCCAGUUCGUCAACCUUAACAGUUCUAUUUUUUACAUUGCCUUUUUUCUUGGCAGAUUUGCAGGCCGCCCGGGAAAGUACAACAAGCUUUUCAACAGAUGGAGAUUGGAAGAAUGUCAUCCAAGUGGCUGCUUGAUAGACCUGUGUUUGCAGAUGGGUGUUAUUAUGGUUUUGAAACAAAUGUGGAACAACUUUAUGGAGCUAGGCUAUCCGUUAUUACAGAAUUGGUGGUCACGACGCAAAAUGAAAAGAAGAGGACAGUCAAUGGAGCAUAAAAUUUCUCUACCUCAGUGGGAGAAAGAUUGGAAUCUGCAGCCGAUGAACCUCCAUGGUUUAAUGGAUGAAUACUUGGAGAUGGUGUUACAGUUUGGCUUUACCACCAUCUUUGUUGCUGCCUUUCCACUGGCACCUCUCCUGGCAUUGCUGAACAAUAUCAUAGAAAUAAGGCUAGAUGCAUAUAAGUUUGUGACUCAGUGGCGAAGACCGAUGCCUGCAAGAGCAACAGAUAUAGGUAUCUGGUAUGGGAUUCUUGAAGGAAUUGGAGUACUGGCUGUCAUCACCAAUGCCUUUGUUAUUGCCAUCACUUCUGAUUACAUUCCACGUUUUGUCUAUGCGUAUAAAUAUGGUCCCUGUACAGAUCAAGGAUACAGACAAGAAAAAUGUCUAAAAGGAUAUGUCAAUAGCAGCUUAUCAGUGUUUGAUCUGAGUGAACUUGGAAUGGGAUAUUCAGGAUACUGCCGCUACAGAGAUUACAGAGCCCCUCCCUGGAGUUCAACUCCCUAUGAAUUCACUUUGCAGUUCUGGCACGUUCUGGCAGCACGACUGGCCUUCAUUAUUGUUUUUGAGCACCUUGUUUUCGGAAUAAAGUCUUUCAUUGCUUACCUGAUUCCAGACAUGCCCAAAGACUUGUGUGACAGAAUGAGGAGAGAGAAGUACUUAGUCCAGGAAAUGAUGUACGAGGCUGAACUAGAGCAUUUGCAGAGAGAAAGAAAGAAGAAUGGGAAACAGUAUCACCAUGAAUGGCCUUAGUCAAUACCAUGCUGCAACAAAAACGCUGUUUGGAAACUGAAGAGUGCGAUUUCGAAACGAAGUCAGUCUUGCAUCAGUGUGUGCAAUUCAAAGUGUAUAUAUAUGUUCUUAUUGGGCUGUGCAGUUGCAGGCUUUGGCAGGAAGUGGAAAACAGGUGCUUCCGAUGAGGAACAUGAAGAGCCUUAUCUGUGACUGGUCUGUGAGGUGAGCGUCCAGAACUGGCACUCAGGAAUGGGCAGCAGAUUAAAAAUUUGGACACUGAUUUUAAAAUGGCAAUGAGCUUUUAUGCUGUUCGUGAAGAUGCUAGCAGCAUAACGAAAAUAAAAAAUUACCUAUAAACUUGUACGGUGAGGGCAUGACUAAAAAGAAAUUACAUGAUAUCCACUACAGCUUCUGAUUGCUCAGCCGCAUCUGUAACGCCUCUGAAGAAAAAAACGAUUGUUGCCUUUGUGGCCAUAACUUGAUAUAAACAAUCUUUCAGGCUUAUUGUUUUGUCAGGUUUGUCCUCGUCUCUUGUUGAGAUUGUGGAUGUGGUCCUACCCUAAAAAGUGGGUAUAUGGCUGCUUAUUAUAUACUAUGCAGUUUAAGAUUUGCACAUCAUUGUCAUUAAUCUAUCCUUCCAGUCAAAAACCAAAAAUUCUAAAUUCAAAGAGAAAACAGCAGCACUAAAACACACUGCAUUGCCCACAUUGCAGCUGCAGUUGAAAAUGACAUGGCUAUGAGUUGUCUUUCCACUUUUUUUGUGCAGAAAGGCCACCUUCACAUGGAUGGAAGAAUUGUCAUUUCCAUGCUCUGCUGCAUGCAGAUGUCUAACUGUGUUACUGUUCUCUUUGACCUGUCUGAGCAAUUAUUCCGUGACUUCACAGAAUGCUAACUUGAAAUAUUCUAAUACAGUGCAAAUUACUUCAUUCUGAAUAUACAGUUAACUAUUUAUAAUAUGCAAGCUUAUGCAGAUAUGUAUCAGACAUCCAGUAUAGCAUUUUGACUUGCUUGUUCAGGGAAGGAGAAUCUGAGCACCUUAUAACAAUGCUCUUCUUAUUGUAACAGUAAAUGUUCCAGUAAUGUGCACUUCUUUUAUGGGGCUAAAUAAGUCAGAGUAUGGGAAUUAGAUACAGCCUGAUGUGUAUACAGAUUGUCUAUAAAAGCACACACACACAGUGGUUACUUUUAGAUUUUCUAUUAUCAAUUGUACGUCUUCUUACAGUCUGGGGAGCUCAUUGUAUAAAAAAUAGACACUCAUGUAAAGAACCAAAUUUCAGGUUUUUUUGUGAAUACAGUGUAAGGUAGUGCUGCUUAUGCUUGUAGUCACAUUUUGUUGAUGGAGUUGCUAUUAACAUUUCAUAAUGUGUGAGAAGAUAAGCACUUCAUUUGAAAAAUCUAAACAAGCGAGCAGAGUUCACUUGCAGUGUAGAGAGUGGGGAAACAAGAGUCGCAGUCAUCCCGUUCGUCUUGUACAAUUUCAAGCAAUGCUUAAAUAUUGAAUGAGAAGAAAAAAAAAAACAAGGGAAAAAAAAAACCAACAGAACGACCAAAUUAUACUGACAUUAUACAUUUGUGUUAUUUUAGAGAUAAAGCUGCAGCGAAAUCACUGCUGUCAGAUACAAAAAGACCUGAAAUUUUACUUGAUAAAUGCCAUGUUGAAUCAGUAAGUGUCAUUCCAGUAUUUACUUACGUAUGUUAGAACAAUAAUUUUAUUAUUAUUAUUAUUAUUAUUACACUGUAUAAAAUGAAUUUUAAGAGCCCAUCAAAUAGAUGAGUAGAAUCCAUUGUAUCCAGUGAACUUUAGCAUCAAUGUUUAAUUUCUGUACUCAUUUCACUAUAUUUGUCUUGGUUAAUUCCAGCUUAAUGUGACCUGGCAAGGCAACUAUAGAAGUAUCUACAGUAUUGCACUAAGGGGGAAGGAAAUUGAAAGGUGUGGCUUAAUCAGAUGUAUUAGCAGUUAGUUCUUUGAUAAUGGGCUGUCGGAACUCAGCUUUCCGUAUUUUGGAAAGGCUGGUAAUUAUAUUUUGGAUAGUUCCUCAGGAGUCCUUAUCAGAAAUAUCAGCACUCUCCUGAGUACUUACAGCUUCACACUAUUUAAUUUAAUUUAUUCUCUCCCUGUUUCAUACUGUGGAAUAUCAAGCACCACUUGACAGCAUUAACCAUGUGUCACAGGUUCUGUUUCUGUGCCACGUAGCGAUAAUACUUCAGUUCUUCAGAAGGUCACAGUUCAGCUCUCUUUUUCAAGUUUUCCCUAACAGCAAAAUGCCUUGGCUGGCCCAAGGUGAGAAGAUUUCGAAGAGAAAUCAGCAACAGUCAGAACUGGUGAUUAUUUUGUGCUUUCUCGUUUCUGCUGUGGAUAUUGGCACAAGUCAAAACAGGCAAAUUCCAACUGAACUUAAAAGUGCAUUUGAAAGAAAACCUCUUUUGUAUUUGAGUAUGAUCUGGGAUUUAAAUAUUUAUAAUCUUAAUAUUUCAGUACUGGUGUAUAAAAGUAGACUGAAGGAAAGUAUGUAGAUCUGACUUUGCAGUUUAUGCACUGGAAAAAGCACAAGAAAUUUUGGAGAAACACUGUGUGUUCCUUUAUGUCUGAAGGACAUGAACAAAGCGUAAAGGUUUUGCCACUAAUAGCCAUUUGCUUAAGCUGAGAACUUUUUGCUAGACUUUGUUUAGUAUGCUGUUUGCAUUGACUGCACGUUCUUUUACAGAAGUACAAGGCACACACUGUCCUCAGGAAUACUGUAUUUUAUGAAUGCUGACUGAUCUUUUCAUAUUCUAGGUAUUGUCUUUCCAAACCAAUGACCAGUACGAAUAGACCGUGCAUGCAAGCUGCGUUUGUGAAACCUGACAAAGCUUUAGAACUUAAAUUUGUGCAAAAACGCUUUAGGUCAUUGCUGAUCUAAUCUAUGAUAAUUUUCCUCUAUGCAUGCGCCCUUACAGAGACUGCACGAGCAACUAGAUAUUCUUAAAUACAAACGAUUAGUCCAAAAUGUCUUAAUUAUUGCUAACCAAAUUCAGUGUCUUGAUGCAGACGAAAGAAAUUUCCAUUUCAGAAAUUGAAAAGUUGACACACAUUAUACAUAUUUCUAGUUAUUUUUAACUCCAAAUUUGUGCCCACUGUGUGAGAUCUGAAUUCUGGUGAGUGAAAAAAGGGGGGGAGGGGGUGGAGAAGGGGGGGAAGCAUGGAAAUGAAAUGGAUCCGAAGAAUUCUGUUUCAUUAGCCUUCCUAAUGAGAAGUUCCCUCGUGGAGCUCAGCACCUCUGUCUAUAGAAGGAGAUGCAUUGAGCGCUCAGUAUUUACAGCUGAGUGCCCUCAGGGUUGCCUGCAGAUUGAGCAAAAGCUCUCUAUUUGUUAUGCUGUAAUUUAAUUUCUUACAGUGGUGAUUGGGCAUCCUGAUUGGAGUCUUUUGAGACAAGGCAGGUCACGUGAUUUUCUUCCCAACCUCCUUUUUAUUGAAACAUUUAUAGAGAAAAUUUAGAUGAAUACUUAAGUUAAUAUUGAUGAUGAUGAUGAGGCUUAAAUUUCCAUAGUGCUGUUGGAUGACAAAUGGUUUGAGUUUUUUUUCACAUAUUUCUUCAGAAGUAUACAUCUUCAUUCCUACAAAGCAGAAAUAUGCCUCUUACUGUGCCCUUUUCUGAUAGCAGUUUGACUUAUAUCAUGUCUUCAGGAUUGCUUAGGCUCUGUUUUAUUCCAAAGAACACUCAAAAAAAAAUGUUUGGAGUUAGGUGAAUAAAUACAUACCUUAAUGCGUAAAUUCAUUAAUUUCCUGAGGUCUUCUUCAUGAAGGAAAGUAUCUUGGGGAACAAAGCUUUAGAGUGAGUGUUAAUACAGGGAAAGGCAUAAACUCGUGAUAUUUUUUUCUUACUGAAUCAUUAGGAUGAUCUGUGUGCAUCUGUGGUUUCCUUAUUUUGGCCUCUUCUGCAAACUCCAAAUGCGAGUGCUUCCAGAGAGAAUGACUGGAGCCAUGCAGUUCAGUGAAUUCCUUGCAUGGUAUCAUGUGGGAUUUAUUCAUCUUGGAGCUGUGUCACCAAUUUUCAGAGGCAAAUUCGUAUGCCUGUGUUCAGAAGCAUGAAAUCACUUCGAUUAACUGAAAAUGAUCCUUGUCUAUAAAAAGAAAAAAAAAAUAGCUCUCCUUAGAUAGCUUACAUGUAAGACCAAUUCUCAUUAGUACUGUCGUAAACUAGAUUUUUGUAAGUACACCGAGUAAUGUAUUCUUGUAAACAGUUGUAUACGAAGUUGUAUACAGUUGUAUACGAAGGCAGUGAAGUUAAUGGAAAUCAAUCACAUUUUCCAUUUGGCAUUACGUAGGAGAAAAGAGACAGAUCCAAAAGCAAUUAUCAGUGUAUGUGUGAUCACUUAAAAUUGCAUAGUAUUUCCAGAUGCAUUUUAUUUUUCACAAUCCUCGUAAGCUACUGAUGUUGAUUUUGGGGGGUUAAAGCUUGAAGCAAAUCUGUAACCAGCCAUUCGUAACAAUGUGUAUUUUAUGUUACAGCUGACACUAGAAUUCAGAGAUCCACAUUUAGGCAGAUUUCGGAGAGAGAUGAAGUAAGUUAUUUUGUCAGUUCUAAUGCAUAGUUUGACUGAAGCGUAACCAGUAAGCGUUUUUCCAAGCAUUUAAGUGAGUUGCAAACGUGAAUUCCUGUGGCAGGAAAGGCAGUGGCUUUCAAAGACCUCUUUACCUUUCUGUGUUCAAGCUCACGCUCAUUAAAGCCCACCUCCUGCUGCAGUAAAAUGGAAUAAACCAGCAUUUCGAGGCUGGAGAUGAGCAGAGAAGGCAAAGCUCAUGUGUUCCUUUUAGCAAGUUUAGCUGCAGAGUCCCUUAUCGAGUCUCCAAAAUGAAGGGUUGAAACUGGAGCACGGUGAGAACCCCUGCGAUCCUUUUCCUUUUCUCCUCUGGUUCAUUCUUUACUUAUCCAUAGUGUUUUAUUAAGUGAUGCCUUUUUGCUGAUGGUCCAAUUUCAAGAGCAGUUGCCUGACCUAAAGUACUUAAAGCACUAAAAGAAGCCAAACAGAAGUGUUCCCAAACCAGUCUGUCCAGUGCUUGUUGCCAGCUGGUAUGCUUGCGACGGAGUGGUGUGAGGAAGCACACCGUGUGUCUGGUCUGCUGUGACAUCUGUCACUGUCCCAAGGACUACCUUUUGCGCUCCUGUCCCUCCCUACACACACACAUGUCCUGAAGGUCCUACCCAAUCUUGGCAUUUUGAAAUUUGUAUGAAUAGGCUCACAUUGACAGUUUUUCUCCAAUUCUGACAUUACAGCUGCGUUCACUAUACAUUGACACUGACAUCAUUUUGACAUGGUCGUGAUAGCACAACGUUACCACAACAGCACAAAUUUAUAACAGCACAACAAAGAACCAUAGAGAAAUCCCUUUGCUCUUCCAUGUUAUGCAGGAACUUUCUUAGUUCAGGACUGGGAUUUUGACUUGAAAAGUUAAUGGAAUAUCCCCUCCUCACUCGCACUGGAAAUUACCUUUUGUUAGUUCCUUUGGCUCAUUCUAACUUCUUGCCAUAAGCUCUGUAACACUAGAUGUUCCCUGCAGUGUGCUCCUUACUUGCCAUGAACUAGUUGUUGGGAUGCUACUAGAUGAGAAAUGAGGAUUAAACCCAAUGCAGCCUAAAGCUAGUGAGAUUUUAAGCACUGAGAAGUUGAGAAUUUUUCAGUUAAAAAUUUCAAAAAAUUCAAAUCACCUUUUUAUUUAAUGUUCUAAUGUUUAGAAGGCUCAGAAUUUUGUAUUGAAAAAAAAUCUACAAAACUGUUGAUUCUAAUUUUUACCUAGAGUAGUAUCGCUGAAAUUGCAGUUGUUUGAAAUAAUCUCAUGUAAAAUCUACAUAAUGUUGUUCAGCCAUUUUUACUUCAAUAGUCCUGGCUAACUUGCAAUAUCAUGAUCAUAAGAGAUUUCUUAUAAUGUGUAUAUACUUGAAAUUUAUGUAAUAUUUAAAUACAACUUGGUUUCUAAUUAAGAAAUGAGAGUACAGUUUCAACUAUUUUUUCUAUUCAUAAUUCCAAACUUUGUAAGUAACAUUUAAAAUAGGGUUACCACCAAGUGUUUCAGAGAAAUUAACUUUUAUGCACUGCAAGCUAGAAGUUCCUCUGGCCUGUCAGCUUUCACUUUCUUUUGGGUUUAAGGUUACUCUUACAAGCCGGUGUUUACCCCAGAACUAAAAGAAUUCACUGAGGAGAAGUUGUUGAUAUGAUUACCUAUUGUAAGACACUUUUGGCAUAAAUUUGUCUUUGAGAUGCUGUUUACUUUAUCAAGGUUUACAUGUACAAAUGCGAUGACUUACUGUAUCAUACACAUUUGAAUAUUGCAUUUUUCAAUAAUAAACUUGGAUAUAUUUGAAGGAA